AUGUCCGUUUUUAAUGACACUACUGAAGCCAUUGAAGCCUUCAAGAAUGGGGAGUUCUUGAUUGUAAUGGACGACGAAAACCGUGAAAAUGAAGGAGACUUGAUUAUUGCAGCAGAAAAGAUCACCCAGGAGAAAAUGGCCUUUUUGGUAAGAUAUUCUUCCGGUUACGUAUGUGCCCCAUUAUCUACUGAAAGAGCAGAUCAACUUGACUUGCAGCCUAUGCUUAAAGACAGAACCGACAGACACGGAACAGCAUACACAGUCACAUGCGACGUAAGAGAGGGAACUACAACGGGUAUCUCCGCACACGAUAGAAGUUUAACUGUCAAUGCGUUGGCUAACCCAUCAUCCAAAUCUGAUGAUUUCAUAAAACCAGGUCAUAUCUUACCCCUUAGGGCCGUCCCAGGUUUAUUGAAGCAAAGAAGAGGUCACACAGAGGCCAGUGUCCAGUUAUGCGAGUUAGCUGGAUUGCAGCCAGCAGCCGUGAUUUGCGAGUUGGUUAGAGAUGAGGAUGGUUUGAUGCAAAGAUUGGAUGAUUGCGUCAAAUUCUCCAAAGAACACAACAUUAAGAUUGUGACCAUCGAUCAAAUUGUCAAACACCUCAACUAA
This is a messenger RNA of Suhomyces tanzawaensis NRRL Y-17324, 609 nucleotides long. RefSeq names its product 3,4-dihydroxy-2-butanone-4-phosphate synthase (gene RIB3). Gene Ontology annotation, biological process: aerobic respiration; riboflavin biosynthetic process. The record is from RefSeq and is a predicted model, not a curated record. NCBI's taxonomy places the organism in Eukaryota, Fungi, Ascomycota, Pichiomycetes, Serinales, Debaryomycetaceae. Gene Ontology annotation, cellular component: mitochondrial intermembrane space; cytosol. Gene Ontology annotation, molecular function: 3,4-dihydroxy-2-butanone-4-phosphate synthase activity. The transcript has a single exon. Bases 1 to 609 code for a protein of 202 amino acids.